CCUUCCUGUUUGAGAGAGUACGGGCGAGCUAUAAUUGAUUAUCAAUCAAAACGGCAGAGCCGAAGAGCCAAAGCGACGAGUCGAAAGUUCUCGGCUUCACAUUUCUAGGGUUUAUACAAGAUUUCACUCAACACGGUUAAUUACUGAAUAUAAAGAUUGAAAGUCACUUAAAUAGUGCCAGCAGGAUGCAAGUUUUCCCCCGAGAAGGCGAUGGUGCUCUAUCAGUCCCUGGUCCGAGGCCAAUGGAAUGGUCUGCUGUUCCAUAUAGAGGGCCACAAGGACCUGGACCAAACGGAAAGCAACGGACGUCGAGUUUGGAAUCGCCUAUUAUGUUACUCACAGGUCAUCAGAGUGCCGUAUAUACAAUGAAAUUUAAUCCUGCUGGAACUAUGAUUGCAUCUGGAUCCCAUGACAAAGAUAUCUAUCUAUGGUAUGUUCACGGGGAGUGCAAAAAUUUCAUGGUUUUGAAAGGGCAUAAAAAUGCCAUUCUCGAUCUUCACUGGACUACUGAUGGAUCUCAGGUAAUAUCAGCCAGUCCCGACAAAACUGUCAGAGCAUGGGAUAUUGAGACUGGGAAACAGAUAAAGAAAAUGGCUGAGCACUCGUCGUUUGUGAAUUCUUGCUGUUCUUCACGGAGAGGGCCUCCUCUUGUUGUCAGUGGUUCUGAUGAUGGAACGGCAAAACUUUGGGAUAUGCGGCAGAGGGGAGCAAUUCAAACAUUUCCGGAUAAAUACCAAAUCACAGCUGUUAGCUUCUCAGAUGCAUCCGAUAAGAUCUUUACCGGAGGUAUCGACAAUGAGAUUAAGGUAUGGGAUUUGCGGAAAGGUGAGGUAACCAUGACACUCGAGGGUCAUCAAGAUAUGAUCACUUCUAUGCAAUUGAGUCCUGACGGCUCGUAUCUUCUCACUAAUGGUAUGGACUGCAAGCUUUGCAUUUGGGACAUGCGUCCUUACGCGCCACAAAAUCGCUGUGUUAAGAUACUUGAGGGACACCAACACAACUUUGAAAAGAACUUGUUGAAAUGUAGCUGGUCCCCUGACGGAAGCAAGGUUACAUCUGGCAGUUCUGAUCGGAUGGUCUAUAUAUGGGACACAACUUCUCGGCGCAUACUCUAUAAGCUUCCUGGCCAUGCUGGAUCAGUCAAUGAGUGUGUCUUCCAUCCUCAUGAGCCUAUUAUCGGUUCUUGCAGUAGCGACAAACAAAUUUAUCUUGGCGAAAUAUGAUUAGCAAGCUUUACCGUGUUAUCUCUGUACCGAGUUGAAAUCGACUGCUAGGAGGCUGUUGUUUUAGUACCUGCAGAUUUGUUAAUUAGAUGUGUUCUUCCUAAAACUUUUGGGCUGACUUUACUACAAUGUGAUACACUUGCUAUGAUGUUCCUACAUUUUGUUGACAUGUCAAGCUUUUCAAUUUUGGUAUGUGUUGGUGAGCGACUUGUCACUGAAAUACAUUUAUGUGAAUCAAUAUAUUAGACUAAUCCUACUCCAAAUUAUUAUUUUGUUUA
Molecule: messenger RNA, 1501 nt
Organism: Mercurialis annua (annual mercury)
Lineage: Eukaryota; Viridiplantae; Streptophyta; Magnoliopsida; Malpighiales; Euphorbiaceae
Exons: 2
Coding region: 186-1223 (345 amino acids)
Cellular component (GO): catalytic step 2 spliceosome
Molecular function (GO): RNA binding; protein binding
Source: RefSeq, a predicted model, not a curated record